Folsomia candida is the source of this 2536-nucleotide messenger RNA. Its product is annotated as transient receptor potential channel pyrexia. The transcript is spliced from 15 exons. Gene Ontology annotation, molecular function: protein binding; monoatomic ion channel activity. Gene Ontology annotation, cellular component: membrane. The coding region runs from base 362 to 2365 and encodes 667 amino acids. The record is from RefSeq and is a predicted model, not a curated record. Gene Ontology annotation, biological process: transmembrane transport; monoatomic ion transport. Lineage: Eukaryota; Metazoa; Arthropoda; Collembola; Entomobryomorpha; Isotomidae.
UGCUUUUAUCAUCGGUGACUGCGACCGAUUGCGAACCUUGCUGAGCGAAUUCAAAUCCUUCAGAUUAAGUGAUGUUGAGAACGACAAAAGUGUGCAGCAAAGUCGUCUGGAUUUACGUUUAGAAGAGGUGAAAGACCAAUCUGGAAAUACACUUUUACAUCUCGCCGUCCUUCGAUGUCUGCGUCAUCGCCUCGGAGAUAAUCAGACGAGACAAACUAUUGCAACCAAUUGUAAAUUUUUUGAAAUUUUGCUGUCAAAUUCAGAGUGGAAGACGUCGUUACUCUCCUCCAGAAACAAUGAUGGGCAAACGCCUUUGCAUUUAUUCCAUGUCCAACCAAUAAAAACAUAUUCAAGUCCGUUCAUGAAGUCCACAAUCGCUCUGAUCUACGGAACCGAGAAGCCUUCGAAACGAAUAAAUCCAGUCGAGCAUAAAAGUUAUGUGGAUUCAUUCUUCCAAUUUGCAUUUCCACCAGAGCUUGACCACCAUAAUUUCGGUGAACAAGGUAGCAUUGGUAGCAAUAACUCAGCAGUAAUUAGGAAUGAGUUGUUAGAUCUCGUCGACGGUGACAACUUUACUGCGUUACAUUUGGCCGUGAAAAGUAAAUGUUCGCACUGCAUACAACAAUUACUGAAACGUGGGGCAAGUUUCAAUAUCAACUCUAACCAUACAAGUUUUCCUUUCGUGACACCCUGCAUUUUCCAUCAAGAUCCAUGGGCAUCAAAUGCUUUAGAACAGCAACUUAAUGCAAAUAUAAAUUUUGACGACUUUUAUGAGGAAUCUGGAAUUGGAGUCGACGAGGAAGAUGAAUUACAGGAUAAUGAGAAUAUUAAUCCCAAUAGAACGAGAUUUGGAAUUUCCUUUGAUUUUUGUGGUAUCGUCCCAAAGCGUGCAGUCAAUUCAAGCAAGCCUGAAAGAGAAAUGGAAUUUAUUGAAACAUUUUUAAACGAUGAUAGCCCAAUCAAAAAACAAAUUUUGGGACAUUCUCUGGUCGCAAGUUUUGUUUUCCUUAAAUGGGAACGAGUUCGGUGGAUGUUCGUAUGGUCCUUUCUUUUUCAUAUUGGCUUCGCAAUACUCUAUACGGUUUAUACCAUGUCAGUUUAUUUGUGGUCAUGCCCGUACCAGGCAGAUAAUUCUACCAAACGAACUCCUAACAUAACGUUAAAUCCUCUCGAAUCACGUCUUCACCGUCAGUGUGACAAAGGACUGGGGGCAUUCGAAUUCUCCGUGACAUUGUUGGUAGGAGCCUUCAUUUUGGGAUUGUUGGAAUUGGCAAAAAUUAUUCAAAACUUCCCAGAAUAUCGACGUCAGUGGCAAAAUCUGUUUCAAAUUUGUAUGAUAAUUUCCAUGUGCUUGUCCGUAUGGCCAGUAAGAUGGACCGAUUGCCAAUGUCUUGUAGGAUGGCAAUAUUCGGCUGCGGCGUAUGGAACUUUUCACGUCUGGUCCACACUGUUAAUUAAUAUGGGACGAUUUCCAAAAUUGGGAAUUUAUGUAGAAAUGUUUGGAAAGGUUCUGGAAAACUUUGGAUAUUUCAUGGCUGCCUACGUCUUCCUAUUGAUUGCAUUCUCAAUCUCAUUUUGCGUUGUCUUCCCUGACUAUCCCCCAUUCGAAACAAUACCUCGAGCAGUGCUUAAAGUGAUUACCAUGAUGUCUGGAGAGGUCGACUAUGGCGAUUUUUUCUACGGAGACCACAAAGGGCAGGAAGCACAGAGUUUCAUUUUCAAGAAAGACUCUGGCGACCUAAUUCAUCCCAUCACGAGCCACGUAUUGUAUGGGGCGUUUGUCAUUCUAGUCACAAUUGUGCUCACAAAUCUCCUCAUCGGCCUAGCUGUUGAUGACAUCAAGGGAUUGACACAAAACGCAGAGUUUACAAAGACCACUCGAGAAAUUGCUAACAUUGCGUAUGUCGAGUCCAUUAUUUUUUGGAGCGCAUUGCCCAAUAUUGGUCUGGUCCGAAAACUGAGGAAAUCCAUCGUCAUUGCCAGAUUUCCUAAGGAUGCCUGUAGUAGUGAGAAGAUUGAAAGUCCCAAGAGUGUUGGAAAAUUGAGAAAUAUCAAGAGGUAUUUUAGAGAGACGUUAAUGUCCCUAUUUUUCUGCGAACGAAAAGCGAACAUUAUAGACGCAGAACGAAGACGGUUAUCUUGCAGGACUUCACAAUUGCCAAAGUAUGGAUUCUGCAUAAGUCUUGAUGACUGCAAAUCUCCCCGUGACUUUCCCGAGGACAUUUACUUCAAAGCAGUGGAGAUCAUUAAACGACGGAACAAUAGUAUUAAUUCCAACAAUAAGAACAACUCAACAACAUCUACUAAUCGAAAUCGGCAUUGUCUCACUUGUCAAUGCCACACCAGCGCUUCGUCCAUGAUUUAGCUUGGUUAGAUGCAGCAAAAAGCUGAGCACAAUCCGUCUCACAGAAAUUGAGACGGGGCAAAUCAAGAUUUUGAGACGAAAUCGUAGUAUUUAUCAUGAAAUUGUUCUGCGUGGAUAUGGAUAUAUUAACGUGAAUGAACCUGCAUGAAUAAAAACUAAUUUAAAUCAAUA